Heteronotia binoei (common prickly gecko) is the source of this 1460-nucleotide messenger RNA. Its product is annotated as keratin, type I cytoskeletal 19-like. Lineage: Eukaryota; Metazoa; Chordata; Lepidosauria; Squamata; Gekkonidae. The transcript is spliced from 7 exons. The record is from RefSeq and is a predicted model, not a curated record. Gene Ontology annotation, molecular function: structural molecule activity. The coding region runs from base 14 to 1453 and encodes 479 amino acids.
AAUCACCAUUGCAAUGAAUAGCAGCACUAAGUAUGCUACAGCAACUCUGGGGAGAAGUGGCACCAGCGUUGGCUCCAAUGUGAAGUCCAGGCUUCCUUCAGCCUCCUCCAGCCACGGCAAGAGAGGCAAUUUCUCUUGUCAAAGUCAUGCCGGAAAUAGUUCUGCCUGUAGCCAUGGGGUUUGCCAAAGCAACUUUUCAAGUGCCAGUUUUAGCGGUGGGUUUGUCGGCGGGAGCUACAGAAGGAGAAUGAGCACGGGAAGUUUCCUUGGAAACAGCUAUGGCGGUUACUCUCAGUUGGGAUAUGGCGAUGGACUCAUUGAAGUUGGUGGUGGUCUAGUUGGCAGCUUUGUUGGUGGGAUGGGUGGCGACCCUGGAGCCUGUGGUGUUGUUUUCUCUUCCGUUGAUGGGAAAAUGAUCAUGCAAAACCUCAACGACCGUCUGGCCAAUUACAUAGACCAAGUGCGAUGCCUGGAAGCUGAAAAUGCUGCACUGGAAACCAAAAUUGAAGAUUUCUUUGCCCAGCAUGGGCACAUUGGUGAAACAAAGGAAUACAGCCACUAUUAUCAACAGAUCGAGGAGCUUAAAAACCAGCUUAUUUGUGCAGCUGUGGAGAACAACAAGAUCCUUCUCAAGAUAGACAACCAUCAGAUGAAUGUUGAAGACAUGAAACAGAAGCUUGAGACCGAAUAUGGCCUUCGUCAGAAUGUGGAAGCUGACAUUAAUGGGCUGCACCCAGUUUUGGAUCAACUGACUCGUAGUACAACAGAGUUGGAGGAUGAAUUUGCUUCACUGCAAGAGGAAAUUUGUAAUCUUAAAAAGACCCAUGAAGAGGAACUGAAGUCUUUGAAAAAACAGACCAGUGAGGUCAAUGUCAAAGUCAGCUCCUGCCCUGGACCGGAUCUAAAGAAAGUCCUGGAGGACAUGAGAUGCAAAUAUGAAGCAAUGAUUGACUUGAACCGCAAGGAGGUUGCAGAGUGGUAUGAAAACAAGCUUGAGGAGGUGAACCAGGAAGUCUGUACAAAUAGCAAAGAAGUGGAAAGUGGCAACCAGAAGGUCAUUGAUCUGAGAAGCCAGCUACAAAGCUUAGAGAUUGGUCUUCAAACCCAGUGCAAUCUGAGGGACACGCUGCAGGUGUCGUUGGAUGAGACCGAGUGUCGCUACGGUGCCCAUCUAGCUGAAAUACAGGACCAGAUCUUGUUCAUAGAGCACCAACUGGCCGAGCUGCGCUUGGAGAUGGAGGACCAGACCCAAGAAUACAAAGAACUUCUGAACGUUAAAAAUCGGUUGGAGCGAGAGAUUGAGACCUAUCGCCACCUGAUAGAAGAAGGGCAGCAAGACCACAUAAGAGGAGGGGGAGCAGGAGUCACCCACCCAUCUUCAGCUGGGAGCACAGGAGGAACAAAUUCUAAGUCCACAAAACGCCAGUCAAGCCAAGCCACAAAUCGCCGUUAGUCAUGCC